Molecule: messenger RNA, 1341 nt
Organism: Manacus vitellinus (golden-collared manakin)
Lineage: Eukaryota; Metazoa; Chordata; Aves; Passeriformes; Pipridae
Gene: FUCA2
Product: alpha-L-fucosidase 2
Exons: 7
Biological process (GO): fucose metabolic process; glycoside catabolic process
Cellular component (GO): lysosome
Molecular function (GO): alpha-L-fucosidase activity
Source: RefSeq, a predicted model, not a curated record
UGGGGCGUGUUCUCGGUGCCCAGCUUCGGCAGCGAGUGGUUCUGGUGGUACUGGCAGAAGGAAAAGAGAGAGCCCUAUGUGAAAUUUAUGGAGGCCAAUUACCCACCUGGCUUCCGUUAUGAAGAUUUUGGGCCACUGUUUACAGCAGAAUUCUUUGAUCCUAACCAGUGGGCAGAUAUUCUGAAGGCUUCAGGUGCAAAAUAUGUUGUCUUAACUUCAAAACAUCAUGAAGGCUUUACUUUGUGGGGGUCCAAAUAUUCUUGGAACUGGAAUGCUGUUGAUGUGGGACCGAAGCGGGAUCUUGUUGCUGAACUAGCAGCAUCUGUUAGAAACAGGACUGACUUGCAUUUUGGGUUAUACCAUUCCCUGUUUGAAUGGUUUAAUCCUCUCUUCCUUGAGGAUGCCACUAAUGUCUUUAAGACAAGAAAGUUUCCAACCAGUAAAUCAUUACCAGAACUCUAUGAAAUUGUGACCAAGUACCAGCCAGAAAUAAUUUGGUCUGAUGGGAAUGGAAAUGCUCCAGAUACUUACUGGAACAGCACUGGUUUCUUGGCUUGGCUGUAUAAUGACAGCCCAGUCCGAGACACAGUUGUAACCAAUGACCGCUGGGGAGUUGGCAGCAUCUGCACCCACGGCGGGUACUACACCUGCAGUGACCGGUACAACCCCGGGCACCUCCUGCCUCACAAGUGGGAGAACUGUAUGACCAUCGACAGGAGGUCCUGGGGGUACCGCAGGGAGGCGCAGCUCAGUGACUACCUCACCAUCGAGGACUUGGUGAAGCAACUUGUAGAAACGGUGUCUUGUGGUGGAAAUCUCUUGAUGAAUAUCGGGCCCACUCACGAUGGUCGCAUCGCUGUUAUAUUCGAGGAGCGCCUGAGGCAGAUGGGUGCUUGGCUGGAGGUCAAUGGAGAGGCCAUCUAUGGAACAAAACCAUGGAGAGCACAGAACGACUCGGUCACGCCAGAAGUGUGGUACACUUUCAGCCCUAAAGAAGGGACAGUCAGUGCUGUCUUCCUUAACUGGCCAGUCUCUGGGAUUCUGGAACUUGGUGAGCCACAGGCUAAGCUUGGAGAAACACAGGUGAAGCUGGCUGGCUACAAGGAACUGCUGAAAUGGGUUGCACUGGGAGAAAAGGGACUGAUUAUAGCUCUACCUCAAUUAACUCCUAAGCAAUUGCCAUGCCAGUGGGGCUGGACUUUACAACUGACUGCCAUAAAAUGAGCCAUACUCUGCUGGAGCCCUGGCUAGCAGGGAAUGCUGACGUUUUGCUGUUUCUCAUCACUGUUUUUGAACUUACUUGCCUGUAAAAACACCAAUAAAUUCACUUUUUUUACGAAA